Punctularia strigosozonata HHB-11173 SS5 is the source of this 1230-nucleotide messenger RNA. RefSeq lists its product as uncharacterized. The record is from RefSeq and is a predicted model, not a curated record. The transcript is spliced from 11 exons. Lineage: Eukaryota; Fungi; Basidiomycota; Agaricomycetes; Corticiales; Punctulariaceae. The coding region runs from base 1 to 1230 and encodes 409 amino acids.
AUGAACAACUCGAUCGGCCUCAACAACUCGGUCUACAACUGGGUGAACUUCGAGUAUGACGCGCAAUGUUUCAGGGACCAGAUCAGCCAAUGGCCGGACAACGACUUCGCUGCAUGUACCUUCACGACUGGUAUGGUGUCCUUCCUCAAUUUUACCGGCAACGGCAAGAACUCGUCUUUCAUCGAUGCAUACUGCAUCGCUCCUCCUCCGGAACCGCCUCUGAUGCUGGGUUUUGUAGGGCCCUUGGUGCGCCUCGGUGCUUAUCUGAGCAAUCUUCUACUCGCGAUGCAAAUAUUUUACUCGCCUGAUGACAUACGAGAUGCAUUUGGAGCUCAGAUCUUGACAGUAUAUUCUCUGAUAUUCGCGACGUCGAUAGCUCUGUUUAAGCGUCAACUGACGAAAUUCCAUGCUGUUUUAUCUGUCAUCAUGAUCGGUUCACCCGUUACCCUCUACUUAUGGGUAUACGCAAUCCUCUCUAUAUUCCGUGUUCCCAAUCGGCUUUCCGAAACUCUGGGUCCAUGGUCAAAGAAACCGGACUCAGGUCAUCCAUGGAAACACAGCGGACAACUUUUGUCCCGCAUUCUCGUGCUUUUGACGAUGAUCAUAUGGAUCGCAACGGUCAUCUUCAUAUAUUCCUCUGCCCCCGAUCGGUUCGCACAGCCAAGCUGCGUCAAGCUUUUUUACGACAUCAUCAUAUCCAAGUUCUACGGGGCUGUUGGGUACCUCUUCGUGAAUGCUGCUCGGACUUCGCCUGGGGGAGGCGUCGCGCUCGCUCUCCCGGUCAUACUGAUCGUCGUGGCUUGGGCUGUUGUGCUUGUUCUUCAGAGGAAGGUUUUGUGGCAGAAUGGGUGGUCUCUGCGAUUCCUCGUGGUUUGGCGUCACAUCAGCAUACAAUAUCCGUUCAUUCAUUUCACGUCGGUCAUCCUACUUCCAUCGCUCUACUGGAUGGGAUGCAUCGAACUCGGGCUCCUGAACACUCGAGAUAACGACGGAUGGAACGUCUCCUUUGGGCAGAUACUCGCCCUGUUCAUCGUCGUCCAACCAUUGAUAUCCGUCAUUCCGCUCAUUGGCGACAGUCCAUCUAGCCGGAAACGGAUUCCGAGGAACAACAGGCAAUCGGUUUCGAUGCCAUAUGAACCAACGACCGUGAUAUCUGAGCUUCCGAUGGUUAAUAUGGACCACACUGAAGAAGACGAAGUUCUGUACGACCCGUAUAAAGCGAAAGUUUGA